Molecule: messenger RNA, 1681 nt
Organism: Zalophus californianus (California sea lion)
Lineage: Eukaryota; Metazoa; Chordata; Mammalia; Carnivora; Otariidae
Gene: ANXA5
Product: annexin A5
Exons: 13
Coding region: 193-1104 (303 amino acids)
Biological process (GO): negative regulation of coagulation
Cellular component (GO): cytoplasm
Molecular function (GO): calcium-dependent phospholipid binding; calcium ion binding
Source: RefSeq, a predicted model, not a curated record
GGAGGGGCGGGUGGUGUUUCCGUUGCUUGGAGUGGGCUGAGAGCCGCUGUCUGGAGCCUAUUCUGCUCGCAUCCCUACCCUCCCCUGCGCGCCGCCGCCCCGCGCUCCGCCGCUUUCUGGGAGGUUCGGGGCACUUAGGUCCUUCUGUCACCCUCGGUUUUGCAUCGCCUUCUCCUGACCUGAGCAGUCGCCAUGGCACAGGCUCUUAAAGGCACCGUGGUUGCCUUCCCUGGAUUUGAUGAGCGGGCUGAUGCAGAAGCUCUUCGGAAGGCCAUGAAAGGCCUGGGCACUGAUGAGGAGAGCAUCUUGACUCUGUUGACAUCCCGAAGUAAUGCUCAGCGCCAGGAAAUCGCCGUGGCUUUUAAAACUCUAUUUGGCAGGGACCUGCUGGAUGACCUGAAAUCGGAACUGACUGGAAAAUUUGAAAAAUUAAUCAUGGCUCUGAUGAAACCUUCUCGGCUUUAUGAUGCCUAUGAACUGAAGCAUGCUCUUAAGGGAGCUGGGACAGAUGAAAAAGUACUGACGGAAAUUAUUGCUUCAAGGACACCUGAAGAACUGAGAGCCAUAAAACAAGUUUAUGAAGAAGAAUAUGGCUCAAGCCUGGAAGAUGACGUGGUGGGAGAUACAUCAGGGUACUACCAGAGGAUGUUGGUGGUUCUCCUUCAGGCUAAUAGAGACCCUGAUGCUGGAAUUGAUGAAGCACAAGUUGAACAAGAUGCUCAGGCUUUGUUUCAGGCUGGAGAACUGAAAUGGGGGACAGAUGAAGAAAAGUUUAUCACCAUCUUCGGGACACGAAGUGUGUCUCAUUUGAGAAGGGUGUUUGAUAAAUACAUGACUAUAUCAGGAUUUCAAAUUGAGGAAACCAUUGACCGAGAGACUUCUGGUAAUUUGGAGCAACUACUCCUUGCUGUUGUGAAAUCUAUUCGAAGUAUACCUGCCUACCUUGCAGAAACCCUCUACUAUGCUAUGAAGGGAGCGGGGACGGAUGAUCAUACCCUCAUCAGAAUCGUGGUGUCCAGGAGCGAGAUUGAUUUGUUUAACAUUAGGAAGGAGUUCAGGAAGAAUUUCGCCACCUCUCUUUAUUCCAUGAUUAAGCUUCUGUGACUCAUGGAGGGUAACGGAGUACAUUCGGGUUUCAGGGUGAUACGUCUGGGGACUAUAAGAAAGCCCUCUUGCUGCUCUGUGGAGGAGAGAACGACUGAGGUACCAGCUGGAGAGAGAUCCUGCGCCAUGCUGGCCACAGCCGCCGUGACGCCGGCGACCUUCCUAAGCCUCUCACUGUGCUUGCUUGUAUGCCCGUGCCUGACGCAUUGCCUUAUUCAUACUAGCGUGCUAAUGACCAAAACAUACAUGUUGCAGAAGAAGAAUAGCAGUGCUUCUUGCUGAUGUUCAGUAAAGCUCUUUCUCUUUGUCUUUUGUAGUACUGAAGCAUACUUACAUUACUAAAGUCUAAAGUCUGGGUCAUUUAGAUUUUCUUUUAAAAGAUCUGACUGCUUUUAGCCUUUUUAAAAAACUUCAUUUAUAUUAAAUUGAUAACUGUAUUUCCUUAAUCGGAACCUUAGCCUUAAAAUGAUGAACUCCUGGAAGUGUUAUUAAUCAAGUUUGCUACUAAACUAAACCUGAAAAAUUACGGUGGUUGCAUUAAAAGAUUAAUGAGAAAUAAACAUUUCCUUCCCCCUGA